CAUUGUGGAUGAAGGUGGAGAAAUACAUUCAACAAGAAGAACAGAGAAUUUCGGCACUUUGAAUCUUGCUUCAAAACUUUGGCUUCACUUGAAUGGAAAGCUAAAGAAAGACCUGAUAGGAAACGAAGACACUAAGCUGUGUUUGACAUAGCCACUUGAAGCACUGGAGGCUUACAGCUGGAUCGCUUCUUGCAUCGAAUGACACAGCACCGCCGUCACGUUAUGUGCAGUCCUCAAAUGCAAGCGUGAAAAUAUAAUAUAACACUGUUGAAAAUAUAGCUGUGAUAUAUCCUGUUAUCUUAGCUGAAGACAUUUAGCUUGAAAUAAAGUCGCCAGUGGCCUAGGCGUUUUAAAAAUUAAGCAGAAUGAGGGAAGAAGAUGUUGAAGUCGCCAUCAAGGUAGUGGUUGUGGGCAAUGGGGCAGUAGGAAAAAGUAGCAUGAUUCAACGAUACUGCAAGGGGAUAUUUACUAAAGAUUACAAGAAAACCAUUGGAGUGGACUUCCUUGAGAGACAAAUAAGUAUUAAUGGCGAGGAUGUACGUCUAAUGUUAUGGGAUACGGCCGGGCAGGAGGAAUUUGAUGCGAUCACCAAAGCCUAUUACAGAGGUGCCCAAGCCUGUGCUUUAGUGUUUUCUACUGUAGACAGAGAUUCUGUGGAUUCUAUAGAAAGCUGGAAAUCUAAGGUUGAAGUAGAAUGUGGGAACAUACCAAUGGUUGUAGUCCAGAAUAAAAUUGAUUUAAUAGACCAAGCUGUAGUACAACCGGACGAAGCAGAAUCGUUAGCAAAGAAACUAAGACUGAAAUUUUAUCGAACCUCAGUUAAGGAGGACUUAAAUGUUAAUGAUGUUUUCAAGUAUUUAGCAGAGACUCAUCUAGACCUUCUUCACAAUACUGCAGUAGAAGAACCUACUAGCACACAACAAAAGAGUGUGGCUGGUUUAUUCAAUGCUGGAGGACAGACAGGACAAGCACCUUCAAAUAACAACGGCCAGCCAUCCCAACAACCAUCAACAGGAGAAAUAAUYACCUUGAAACCCAACAAACAGAGGACACAAGGGAAAAAAUCAAAGCUCUCCAGCUGUUCUCUGUUGUAAUCAAAUGGAUUUAGACUAAUCUUAAAAUUGAAAGUAAUACCACAACUGGGGUCUAUGAUAAGGACUGUCRUUGUACACAGCAACUCAAAUCCAUAUAGCGUGAAUAUGCUGUGACAGGAGGCCCAACCAAUAAUGUUGAAAUUUUGAUCUAUAUUUUGAUGUUUGGUACGUUGCACUUAAUUAAUUUGAAUGAAAUACAAARGUUGAAAACAAAAAUUAAUUAAGAAACCAAUCAUGCAUUCCAUUGUUAUUGUAAAAUAAAAGCGUUAUCGCUKUAAAACCUCUAUGAAUUUGAUAACAUUUUCUUGAUUAUAAAAUGGAAAUUAAAAUUUGAAWAAUUUGAGAAGUUAAGAUUUGAGUGGCCAUCCAUUGUAGAUUAGUCCCCCUAAAACCAAAGAUUAAAAAGCAACUUAUGAAA
Messenger RNA from Exaiptasia diaphana, 1512 nucleotides. RefSeq names its product ras-related protein Rab-23. The transcript has 7 exons. The coding region runs from base 366 to 1094 and encodes 242 amino acids. NCBI's taxonomy places the organism in Eukaryota, Metazoa, Cnidaria, Anthozoa, Actiniaria, Aiptasiidae. Gene Ontology annotation, molecular function: GTP binding; GTPase activity. The record is from RefSeq and is a predicted model, not a curated record.